Thecamonas trahens ATCC 50062 is the source of this 484-nucleotide messenger RNA. RefSeq names its product ubiquitin-conjugating enzyme E2 D/E. The record is from RefSeq and is a predicted model, not a curated record. Gene Ontology annotation, molecular function: ubiquitin conjugating enzyme activity. Bases 152 to 484 code for a protein of 110 amino acids. Gene Ontology annotation, biological process: protein polyubiquitination. NCBI's taxonomy places the organism in Eukaryota, Apusomonadida, Apusomonadidae. Gene Ontology annotation, cellular component: nucleus. The transcript has 2 exons.
CUCCGAGCUGCGACAUGGCGAAGAAGAGCGAGAGCAUGACUGCGUCUGCAAAGCGAAUCCAGAAAGAGCUGGCGGAGAUCUCGCUCGAUCCGCCGUGCAACUGUUCGGCGGGCCCAAGGGCGACAACCUCUACGAGUGGGUCUCGACCAUCAUGGGUCCGGCCGACUCGCCCUACGCCGGCGGCAUCUUCUUCCUCGACAUCACAUUCCCGCAAGAGUACCCGUUCAAGCCUCCGCGCGUCGUCUUUCGCACCCGCAUCUACCACUGCAACAUCAACGCCCAGGGCGCCAUCUGUCUCGACGUGCUCAAGGACAACUGGUCGCCGGCUCUCACCAUCUCCAAGGUCCUCCUCUCAGUCUGCUCGCUGCUCACUGACUGCAACCCCAACGACCCGCUUGUCGGCUCGAUUGCCCAGCAGUACCUGUCAGACCGCGAGGCUCACGACAAGAUUGCCGCCGAGUGGACCCGCCGCUACGCCACCUAA